This is a messenger RNA of Drosophila elegans, 1652 nucleotides long. RefSeq names its product trypsin-7. The record is from RefSeq and is a predicted model, not a curated record. Bases 367 to 1506 code for a protein of 379 amino acids. Gene Ontology annotation, biological process: proteolysis. Lineage: Eukaryota; Metazoa; Arthropoda; Insecta; Diptera; Drosophilidae. The transcript has 2 exons. Gene Ontology annotation, molecular function: serine-type endopeptidase activity.
UCAGUCGACUUGCAGACUUUCGCGUGCGCGGUGGUGCCAACUAACCAUAGCAAACCAUAUAGCGAAGAGCAAACAAACAGAUCGAGAAAUUCGCUGGGAUUAGGGCGCGACUUGUUGACAGUUUGCAGUCAUGUGAAAUGGUUCAAUUAGUGCAACAACAAUAAGACUGAAAGAAACCGUGUUUGAUUUACAUAAUUAACAAGUGCUGUGCGAACGGAGAUUUCGAAAAACCUCCCGCGAAUGAACAAGCAGAACGAGAAUCGAAAUAUAUUCCGAUAACGGCACUGUUCGUGGAGACCGCUACGACGACCAAAAGGCUCAUUAAGUUUACAUGCAUUGAAUUGCAUAACCAGCGGGCAAAAGAAGAUGAUGCUCCACUUACAUCACUGGCCACUCGUGCUGGCAGUGGCUUCCUGCCUGGCCACAGCAGCAACAUCAACGACAGCAGCAGCAACUCUAGCAACACCAGCAACACCAGCGACACCAGCAACAUCAGCAACACCAGCCACAUCAACAUCAUCUUUAUCCUCCAUUCCGGGCAAAUAUCAAGCCUUGGGUGCAGCCCACCAUCAGGCAAAGAAGCUGAAAAUCGGAGCCGUCAACGCUUCCUUCUCGGAUGCCAAUGGCCAUAAACCUGUAUCCCGGCAAAAUCCGAUCAAGAAUUGGUUCGGUGUCUUCAAUCGCAAUAAUUCGCCGGCAGCUCAGAACCAAACAUCGCCGACAUGUUCCUGCAGAUGUGGCGAACGCAACGACGAGUCAAGGAUUGUGGGUGGGACGACGACGGGCGUGAGCGAGUACCCGUGGAUGGCGCGGUUGAGUUACUUCAACAGGUUCUACUGUGGUGGGACGCUGAUCAACGACCGCUAUGUGCUGACGGCGGCGCAUUGCGUCAAAGGGUUCAUGUGGUUCAUGAUCAAGGUGACCUUCGGGGAGCACGAUCGCUGCAACGACAAGGAGCGCCCGGAAACCCGCUUCGUACUGCGCGCCUUCAGCCAGAAGUUCAGUUUCUCAAACUUCGACAACGACAUAGCCCUGCUGCGACUGAAUGACCGCGUGCCGAUCACCAGUUUUAUCCGACCGAUCUGCCUGCCACGCGUGGAACAGCGUCAGGACUUGUUUGUCGGCACCAAGGCAAUAGCCACCGGCUGGGGGACCCUCAAGGAGGAUGGCAAGCCCUCGUGCCUGCUGCAGGAGGUCGAGGUUCCCGUCCUCGACAACGACGAAUGCGUGGCCCAGACAAACUACACCCAGAAAAUGAUCACCAAGAACAUGAUGUGCUCCGGCUAUCCGGGCGUUGGUGGCCGUGACAGUUGUCAGGGCGACUCCGGCGGUCCGCUGGUACGACUCCGGCCAGAUGACAAACGCUUCGAACAGAUUGGAAUCGUGUCCUGGGGAAAUGGGUGCGCAAGACCCAAUUAUCCCGGGGUUUACACCCGGGUUACCAAAUAUCUGGACUGGAUAGUGGAGAACUCGCGGGACGGUUGCUUUUGCGACGAGGACUACUAAUAUAACUUAUAGAGAGUGCUCAAAGCGGUGGACAAUUCUUCGCCUUAGUUGUAGUGAAUUCCUUACUAGUUUAGGUCAUAUUUUGUACUUUUAUACUAAAACAACUGAAUAAAGUUAAACAAUGCAGUAGGUUAGAUAUCCCAAAA